Manduca sexta (tobacco hornworm) is the source of this 2771-nucleotide messenger RNA. RefSeq names its product glucose-1-phosphatase-like. Gene Ontology annotation, biological process: dephosphorylation. Bases 110 to 1312 code for a protein of 400 amino acids. Gene Ontology annotation, cellular component: outer membrane-bounded periplasmic space. Gene Ontology annotation, molecular function: sugar-phosphatase activity. The record is from RefSeq and is a predicted model, not a curated record. Lineage: Eukaryota; Metazoa; Arthropoda; Insecta; Lepidoptera; Sphingidae. The transcript has a single exon.
AAAACUAAUGAGUCGUGAAUGAAAUUAUCAGCGCAAUCAAAACAUAAUGACCUAGUAUAUAAAUAGUUCUCUAAUGAGGUAACAGUUAGUAUAAACUAAUUAAAUCAAAAUGCUUGUCGUAUUCAUUCUUUCUCUGGUCAGUGGUGUUUUCACCGCCGAUUUAAAGUUAGUCGAAGUCCUUGCUUUAAGUCGUCAUAACAUGAGAACUCCGUACACCGCGUUCCUGAAUCAUUUUACACCGAAAAGAUGGCCGGUUUUUGAUGUACCACCAGGACAUUUAACAGGCAAAGGAGCCAGAAUGGAAAGCUACAUGGGAAGAUACUUCUACGAGUGGAUGGCCAGCGAAAAUUUGAUCCCAGAAGGAUGUCCGGGUGAAACUGUAUACGUUUACGCUAAUUGCCAAGAAAGAACUAUUGAGACGGCUAGAGCUUUCGUCGAUGGAGCAUUCCCGGGUUGCAAUGUGCCAGUCCACUACAGAACAGACGUAGAUUGGGACCCAGUGUUCAACGCAAUCAUAAGAAAUAAAACAAAGAAAUAUGCCAAUGCAGUAAUGAAGGAAAUGAAAUACAAGAUGAACCUCAAAGAAUAUAAACUGAAACCCGCUUAUAUUAUGAUGAAUGAAAUUGUCGAUUUGAAAAAUUCUCACAUCUGUAUUCAUGAAGAUUAUUGCGAUCUUUCUAAAGAUAAAAAUGAUAUAAUCUUUAAAGUUGGACAUCCUCCGAACGUCACUGGACCGUUAUAUAUCGGUAAUUCAAUAGUAGAUGUAUUUAUAAUGAGUUUUUACGAUGACAAACCUUAUGAAGAGGUCGGUUGGGGUCUCGUACGGACUCGUGAACAAUGGACAUUACUAACAAAAGUGUCAAAAGAGAAUCAAAACGUGCGGUACAAUUUGACAACAGCAGGUAAAGAUCUGACUAAACCACUUCUAGAAUACAUAUCAGAUGUAUUCCUGGACGAAAAUAAAGAAAGAAAAUUUACAUUGCUAGUUGCCCACGAUUCGAAUAUUAAUUGUUUGACUAACGUAUUGGGCUUUAAGCCGUUUCACCUGCCCAAUCAGUUUGAGCCGUUUCCGAUUGGCGGCAAACUGGUGUUCCAGAAAUGGACAGACGGUUUUAAUUAUUUUAUGAAAGUGGAUUAUGUAUACCAAUCAUGGAUAAAGUUGAGGUAUGGAGCUGAAGUUAGUUUGGAACAACCACCGCAAAUUUAUACCAUGCAAAUGAAAGCUUGUACUGUCGACAAAGAUGGUUUCUGUCUAUGGAGUGAUUUUGUUGACUUAUUGAAAGGUACUUUGGAUAGGAUUGAACAAUAUUAAUGUGAUAUUAAAUUAAACUUAUAACCCGAUGUUUAUAACGAGUCUGUUUCAACGAAUACUGGACAUUAAAGAUGGCAUAAAAUAUAUUUCCGGCCUACAGGGACAUUUGGAUCGGAGCGGGACUGGAACCCAUAAUCUCUACACAAAUAGUUUUCUAUGAAGGUUUUCGUCGUACUCUGGAAGUUUUGACUCAUAUUAUUUUGUACAGAUGACCUCAUAAAAGUCGCAGGAGACCGCUUACAAAAGGUCGAUCUGGAAAUCUUUGGGCGAGGCCCAUGUUCAGCAGUGGACAUCUUGCGGCUGAUGAUGAUGAUGAUUCUGUACAGAAGGACUAUCGACCGUCAGUGCCAUAAACAUAAGUAGUUUGUGAUCAAUAUUUAAAUAUUUUUAAUAUGAAUUAUGACUUGCCCGAGAUUUGAGCCUGAUUAGCCGAUGAACUCUUUCUUUGUAACACCCCAUGAUGAUUAGAAUUGAGGAAGAUUUCAACCAUCCGUGGCUACUGUCUUCACUGUUGCACCAUAUAAUAUUAUUAUCACUUUUUUUAAGGAAUUAAUAUCAUAUUUAGGGGUGCAUAAUUAUUCUUCUAUGUUACAUUUUAAGAAAACAGGUUACUGUUUUUUUUUGUAUUGAUUAACGUCAAACUGUAUAUAGAUGUGACUACAAAGUCUUCUGUGUGGACUUAAGUAUACGUACUUAGUCGUCUUAUCGUAUAAGUACUUAUAUAUAACUACUUGUUCCCAAAAACGUGUGCCCAGUGUGGCCAUCUGUCCCCGAUUUACCCUAUAUAUUAUACAGAAUAAGGCUUAAUAAUUUGUAUUAAUCCCGUUUUAUCGAACGCGUGGUUUCGGCGAUCCAAUUUAAAAAAAAUAGCUAGUGUCCUACGUUUGAUUUUGUUCACUAUUUUAUUUGUAACAAAAAAUAAUACGAAAAACAAAUUCUUCUGUAAAAUCAGCAUGAAAGUUGAUUCAAAAAUAUAGCAAUUAUUUAUAAUAUUUUAAAUAAUGUCAGCAAAGGUGGAUUCAUCGCACUAUAGGUAUCUUUCUCACGAACGCAGCGCUAUGCAGCUGGUGACACUUGCUGACGCCAGUUUGCUGUCUUACUUGACAGCUAAUACUUUAGUUCUAGUUAUUCAAAUAAUUGUGUUGAUUAUGCGAAUAUAAAUGAAAAAAUAAAUAGAUACUGGUGUGUAAUAUAUAUGAAGUUGUCUAACUUAAUGUAACAUUUAACAAUAUGUUAAGUAUAUAAUGUAAGUUGUAACACAGCUAACUAUCUUUUUAAACGCUUAUGUAGUGUCAAAUGUCAUUGUGACAAUAAUCAUAUGUUAGAAUUUAUUAAACACUACAAAUCCUGCCUUUAUUAAAAAUUUAUUCCAUAAUAAUGGAUUAAUAUGUAUGAGUUAUGCAAAAAAUUAUGUGGAUGUAAGUAAUUCAGAUAUAUUCUAAGUAUAUAUUUUAGGUUA